This is a messenger RNA of Knipowitschia caucasica, 309 nucleotides long. The record is from the annotation of a GenBank genome assembly. Lineage: Eukaryota; Metazoa; Chordata; Actinopteri; Gobiiformes; Gobiidae.
AUGGAUGACCGAAUGGCAGCCUUUACGCAGAGCUCGUCUCACCUGGAACCACGCACUGCUCCUCCAGCCUCCUGCGCGGAGUGUCCUCUUCUCUCUGCGGCCUCUGUGGCGCCUCUCCCCGGCUUCACUCGCCCAUGUUCCGCGCUCCCGUCUCGGAUCUCAGACGAACAAAGCUCGGCCAGACUCUCCGACGUGCGCACGCUCCGGAUAAACACCUGCUUGUUCCCGACUCUUCCUUUUGUUUGUGGAUACGUGUUUACAAUGGAUUCACCGAGGGGCCCCUGCUGCGCGGAGGGCCUUUUCCUUUAG